GUGGCAGAUCCGAUUCCCUGCUCCCGUUUCCACUCCGCUUCACAAGGACGCCCCGAGAUGGCGGCAUGGGGUUGAUGAUCCAACUGCCUCGUUUUGUGUAGGUGUUGCCGUCCGCGAGCCAAGAGGAGAGGGAAAGCAUUGUUAAAAGAGUAGCCGGCGGCGGCUUUUCCAUGAGUGUGCCAACUAAAUUAAGAAACCACUGAAGUGGGCCUGUCUGAGCACUGACACUGUCUAUUUAGUCUGAUUUGAUCACUGCUCACCGGCAUAUCACCCUGAUCCCUGAACAACGAAGCAGUAGUGAGUAGUGACAAGGUUGAAGAAGCGGAUCAACAGGUCAAGGAGUUUCUAUGGAGCAAGGCGGCAAGGCGGUGCUCGGGUGGGCAGCGAGGGACGCCUCCGGCCACCUCUCCCCGUACAGCUUCUCAAGAAGGGUGCUGAGAGACGGCGACGUGACGAUCAAGGUGCUCUUCUGCGGGAUCUGCCACACGGACCUCCACGUCAUCAAGAACGAGUGGGGCAACGCCAUGUACCCCGUCGUCCCCGGGCACGAGGUCGUCGGCGUCGUCACGGACGUCGGCCCGGGUGUCACCAAGUUCGAGGCCGGCGACACGGUGGGCGUGGGCUACUUCGUCGACUCCUGCCGCUCCUGCGAGAGCUGCAGCACGGGGCACGAGAACUACUGCCCCGACGUCGUGCUCGCCUCUAACGGCGUCGACGGCGACGGCGCAACCACCCAGGGCGGCUUCUCCGACGUCGUGGUCGUCGACCAGGACUACGUCGUCAGGGUCCCGCGGAGCCUGCCACCGGACGGCGCCGCGCCGCUGCUCUGCGCCGGCGUCACCGUGUACAGCCCCAUGGUGCAGUACGGCCUCAACGCGCCGGGCAAGCGCCUGGGCGUGGUCGGCCUCGGGGGGCUCGGCCACAUUGCCGUCAAGUUCGGCAAGGCGUUCGGCAUGACUGUCACGGUGAUCAGCUCGUCCCCGGGCAAGCGUGAGGAGGCGAUCGAGCGCCUUGGGGCCGACGAGUUCUUGGUCAGCAGCGAUCCCGAGCAGAUGAAGGCGGAAGCGGGCACGAUGGACGGCAUCAUCGACACGGUGUCGGCGUGGCACCCGCUGGCGGCGCUGCUCGAGCUCCUGAAGCCGAUGGGGCAGAUGGUGCUCGUGGGGGUGCCCAGCAAGCCGCUGGAGCUGCCGGCCUUCGCUGUCUGCCCGAGCGGGAAGCGCGUGGCCGGGAACGGCGUGGGCAGCGUCGGCGACUGCCAGGCGAUGCUGGACUUCGCCGGGGAGCACGGGAUUACCGCGGACGUCGAGGUCGUCGGGAUGGACUACGUCAACAAAGCUAUCGAGCGGCUCGAGAGGAACGACGUGAGGUAUCGCUUCGUCGUCGACGUCGCCGGCAGCCUGGGCGCCGAUGCUUAAUUAGGCCAGAAUAUGUUGCUCGCUUGUGCACAGCGCUUGUCUGUACCACUUUUCGUGGUGGUAUCUUCACCGUGAAUAACUAGUGCAGGGCAUCGCAACACGCCAA
Messenger RNA from Setaria italica (foxtail millet), 1524 nucleotides. Its product is annotated as probable cinnamyl alcohol dehydrogenase 8D. Gene Ontology annotation, molecular function: cinnamyl-alcohol dehydrogenase activity; zinc ion binding. The transcript has 3 exons. Bases 348 to 1418 code for a protein of 356 amino acids. Lineage: Eukaryota; Viridiplantae; Streptophyta; Magnoliopsida; Poales; Poaceae. The record is from RefSeq and is a predicted model, not a curated record. Gene Ontology annotation, biological process: lignin biosynthetic process.